Pyrus x bretschneideri (Chinese white pear) is the source of this 570-nucleotide messenger RNA. RefSeq lists its product as uncharacterized. The transcript has a single exon. Lineage: Eukaryota; Viridiplantae; Streptophyta; Magnoliopsida; Rosales; Rosaceae. The record is from RefSeq and is a predicted model, not a curated record. Bases 1 to 570 code for a protein of 189 amino acids.
AUGAGGCGUCAUGUGUUUGAGCGUUUACUUCAUGAUGUUCAGCAGGUCAAUCCAUACUUUCAACAGAAGCUAGACAGAGCAUGCCGCCUUGGUUUCUCACCUCAUCAGAAGGUUACUAUUGCACUCCGAAUGAUGGCAUAUGCCUCCCCAACUGAUGCGAUGGAUGAUACAUACGAUAUGUCUGAGUCUACAUGCCUUGAUACUCUUGCUGAAUUAUGUGACAUCAUUGUUCAUCUUUAUAAAGAGGAGUACCUCUGUGAGGCAAAUCAAAAAGAUCUGGAUCGGCUCUUUCGCAAAGUUGAAGAUCGUGGUUUUCUAGGCACGAUAGGGUCAUUACAGUUCACCAACCUCAUUACAGCUCUUGGACAUUCACCUCUCUUCGAUAACCUGACAGAAGGUGAAUUACCUCAACUUGACUACUACAUCAACGACCAUCAGUAUAAUAUGGGGUAUUACUUGGCAGAUGACAUCUACCCAAAGUGGGUGACACUUGGUAGUAUCUCUUUAAAUGAGUACAUGCGGCGCUAUAGGAUGAUACGUUCCCGUGCCACAAACAAGUACCUACAAUAG